AUGAAAUUAAACUAAAAAUUAUUAGAAAGACUAGAUGAGUCUUUAGCUUAAAGUUUUCUUCUUAAAUACUAAGAAGAGAAAAAUAGAAAGGUUGCUCCAGAGGAAUUCAUCAGUGAUGAUUAUAAAGGAAAUUUUAGAGUAAGACAAGUUGGAGAUCGGCAAGAAAAUAUGAAGAAAAGCAAACUUGAUGCUAUGUCUACUGCCACAUCCAAUUUCUAUAAAGAGACAGCCACACCUAAUUCAUCUAAGCCUCCUUCCUCUAUUAAUACAUCUAAAUUAUUAGAUUAAAGUAAGAUCUCCUCACUAAAGCAAUCUAUUAUAUCAAACAGAAUUACAUCUGCUUAGCCAGCAAGACCUUUAAUGAUUAAAAAAUUGUAAAAGAAUACUGAAUAAUUAUAAAUUGAACCUAAAGAACAAAAACCUCCAAUAUUUGCAUUAAAAAGAUUGUCAUCUGCCAAAUAAUAACAAUAAGAUGAAGAAAAGUCUAUCAUAUAGAAUUAAGAAUCUAGUCUUAAUAAUUCUUUAGUAACUAAGCCUUCAAUAUUAAGAAGAUCUUCAUUGACAUCACAUGGAAAAAAAAUUGAAAUAAAAAAAGAGGAAGAAGUUGAAACAAAGAAAUUGUCUUUACCUAAAAAGUAAGAAUCUCAAAUAUCAGAACCUAUAUUUUAAUUUUAAAUUGCCAAAAAGAAAGUUGAUGAUAUGAUUUACGAUAUUAUGGAUAUAGAUACUUUAUAAGAAAUUACAAAAAAAAAUGAAGUAAAAAUAUAUCUCUUAAUUCUAGAGUUAGUUUGAUUAAAUUACAUCUAUUUAAUUUAGAUUCAAUACAAUGAAUGAUUCAUUAUAUAUGUUAGGAGAAUACUUAUAAAAUUUACAAGAACUUAAAUUGAAUAAUUCAUAAAUUGAAUCAAUGAGAUUAUUAGGAACUAAAUUGAGAAACUUAUAAAUUCUUUGGAUUAAUAAUUCUAAAUUAACUGAUAUUUCAGGUAUAAUUAUUAAAUUUAUCUAUUUUUUAGGAAUUAUGAGUAUGCCCAAUCUUGUAGAGUUUUAUUGUUCAUUCAAUAAUAUAAAAGACAUAAGUCCAUUGGCAUUUCAUGAAAAAAUAUCAAUUUUAGAUAUUGAAGGUAAUGAAUUAGCUGACGAAUCCUAAAUUGAUUAUUUAGAAUCUUUAAAUUUACAAUAAUUGUUUAUUAGUUCAAAUCCAUUAAUAAAAGAUGAUAAUUUGAGAGAUAAACUCCAUUAAAAAUUACAAGCCACAGAAAUCUAUAUUGAUGAUAAUGAUAUACCUACAGAAUCUUAGAUAAUUUCAGAAAAUAGUCAAAUCAAAUAGUUAUAUGAUAUAGCAGAAAUGAUGAAUUCAAAAUUUGAUGUAUUUUUAUUAAAUUAAACUUAGCUCAUAAAAGUAGAAGAUUUGAAAGAUUUAGAGGAGAAAGUCAAAAUUUAAUUAGACAAAGAUAUGUUGGAAGAACCUGAUGAAGAUAGAUUACUUAGUUUAGCAAUCAAGUAAAGGCCUAUUGAAAAGUCAAAAUUAAAACGACCAUAAACUGCAUAAGUUCAAUAAAAUUAUAAUGUAAUAAUUUUAUUAUAAAUUAUUAUUAGCCUGAUCCUACUUCAGAAUUAAUUGGAUUAGAUGAAGCAUUUGCAGGUAAUCCUAUUAAAGCAGCAAAAAAAAACAAAUAAAAUAGGGAACAAAUUUUUGAUCCUACUGAUAGAAAAAGUAUUGACAUAUAAACUUUAUUAAAUAAGUUCAAAUGA
Molecule: messenger RNA, 1752 nt
Organism: Paramecium pentaurelia
Lineage: Eukaryota; Ciliophora; Oligohymenophorea; Peniculida; Parameciidae
Source: the annotation of a GenBank genome assembly